This is a messenger RNA of Penaeus chinensis, 3864 nucleotides long. RefSeq lists its product as uncharacterized. The record is from RefSeq and is a predicted model, not a curated record. The transcript has 6 exons. The coding region runs from base 379 to 3411 and encodes 1010 amino acids. NCBI's taxonomy places the organism in Eukaryota, Metazoa, Arthropoda, Malacostraca, Decapoda, Penaeidae.
UCUACUUGUGUAUGGCCACUCCUCAGUGUGUUCCAUGAAAAAGGCGCAUAUCCACACUAAAGAAUAUUGAAAACAGUAACUUUAUAAUAAUGAUAAUAGUUGUGGAUUAUCUUUUCGUACAUGAAAAAAUGAGUUGCUUGUUGUGAUAAAACGCACAUUCACAGUUGCAGUCAGAGGAAGGGGGAACGGAAGACACAGAGAAGGAAAAGAAAGAACAGUUUCAGACAGAAAUGGGUUGAGUGAAAGAUUAGAAAACAACGUAGUGUGAGAAAUAUUAACGAAAAGUGAACUAUAGAAUAAAGAGAAGUGUGGCUGAUUUCGUUAAUAGCGCAUGAGUAAGUUCGGCAUCUCCAGGAAAUCUAAGCUAAAUGUUAAACAAUGGCGACUUCAAAUUACACUGUAGGUUCGGGCUCCGUGGCAAGACAUGGUCUUCCCACAGAGCGGGUUUUGGAAAAUGAAGAGACCCGCAUUCACCACCGUUUAUUUCAAAUUACUUUGGUGCCAUCCCUGAAACCUCUUAUGUAUAUUGUGACACAAAUGGUAAGAGGGAAAAAUCCAAAUGAAAAUCUCAUUGACUACUUUGACAGAAUUAAUCCUAAAAAUGUUAAAUUCAAUAAGACUCACAAGGAAACUAUUUUAUCUGAUCCUUCAUGUCUUUCCUAUGACAUCACUCUCUGUUUCAAAAUAAUACAAGAAUAUUGUGACAAAGUUAAAGAAAAAAAUGAUCUAGUUUGGACAACUCCAGGUGACACUUUGGAGUAUUAUAUUACAGAAAUUAAGAAUAAGAGAAAUGAUUUUAUACACAAAGUUUACAGAGGUGACAUGGCAAAGUUCGAACAGAUCGUUCGUGAAAUGAAACGUCUCCUCAGAAAGACAUGGGAGAAAAUUGCUCAAACAUUUAGAACUGACACUUCGAUGGAUAUCCUGGCAAUGGAAGCAGAUAUCACAAAGAUUACAGCGGCGCCUUUUGAAGAUAUUCGGGUUUACUUAAGUGAAUUGCAAGCCACAAUGAUCACUGAUGGUGUUGCAAGCAUGAAAGAGAAUUAUGUGAACAAUCUUUCUUAUGUUCCAGAUGUACAUUUGCUAAAUAAAAACUUAGGGGCUCGUAGUAAGAUCAAGGUCCUGAAAGUUUUCACAGAAAUGCAGAUAGUAUAUGAAGAGGGAAGGAAGAAUAUAACUAUGGAUGAAUGGUUCAUCGAACUAGAGAACAUACAUGACAGGCAAAGUAAACAGAGUCGAUUCCUGCUCGUGGAAGGAAUGGCUGGUGUAGGAAAAUCAACUCUUAUUAGGAAACUAGUUCUUGACUGGGCCUCUGGGAGCAGCACAAUUAUCGAUCUGGGUGAUUUUGAACUACUAAUAUAUAUGCAGUUUAGAGAGAAGCAUAUUAAUUCCAUGUCCCUUUUGUGUACUUCUGUUCUGCCAUUCAUGCGGGGAAAGGUGGACCCCGAAUAUCUAAUGAUGUUAACUGAAGGUAGUAAUAUCAUAUUCGUAUGUGAUGGUCUUGAUGAAAACAAUUCUCAGUCAAUCCAACUGUUUAAGGAGAUUCUCGAUUAUGGAACAAAAAUCCCACUGACGGUAGUGUGUACCACACGCCCAAACGAAAUUGGGAAUCUGCUGCUCAUGUUACCUGCUCAGUUUUCUUACCUACGCCUUCAGGUAUUAGGAAUUCAUGAUACAAAUAGGCCCGCUUUCAUAAAAAGGUAUUUGGAAGCCCAAAACCCAGGUAUAGAUCCUCAGUCUUUGCUUGAUUACCUGAACAGAGUAUCAACUCGUAUGCAGGAGCACUUACGAUUUCCUUAUAAUCUUACAUGCCUUGUAAUGCUUUGGAUCCUUAAUCCAGGAAUGAUCAACAGCUUGACGACCGCAACAGAGUUGUUCAUGGUAACACAUAAUGAAACAGAAAAAAAACUGAAGACCAGGCAACUUGAAAAGGGUGCAGAGUUGAGUGAAAUAUCCGAGAACAUAGAUAGUAUUAUGAAUACGCUGUAUGAAAUAGCUCUCAUUCAUCACGGAUCAGGUGACAUUAUUCUGACAGAGGAUUCACUGCAGUCACUAAAGAACGAAUGUUCUUGGCUAAAACUCGCUUGGGGGGAAAUAAGUAGUACAUUUUUUACUCAACAUAUAUCCUGGUUAGAUAACAAAGAAUCUUCAUACAGCUUUCCACACAAUGGCCUGCAGGAUUUUUAUGCAGCUAUGAGCAUCCUGAAGAAAGUCGAGGAUCAUAUACCUGACAAGAAGAAGACAAUAACAGAUGUAAGGAGGGCUCUUACUCGUAAUCACUGUUCCGUAGAUCAAAUCCGCUUUGUUCUUGGUAAAGUGGAUGAGGUACUGGACUCCCCUAUGUCAACCAGAAGCCUUGGGAGUGUCUUUCAAGAAAUAGCAAGAGAGGCUUCGCCAGAUAUUAGAACUGAUAAGCUCAUCAGAAGAUCACAGAAUAUUCUCACACAUCUCACUGGUAUUCUCCACUACAGAGGUAAGGCAUUCACAGAGGAGAGGGCUCAAGAGUUAUUUCUGCUACUUGAAGAGUCAGGGAUUCAAGAUACGGAGCAAUGGCUGGAUCUCUUGGAGCUGACCAAAUGUGAUGAAACUCUUUGUAAACUGAUAGCCCAGCGAUUUCCUGUUGGAAAAAGUAUAAAAGUCACAGAUUCCCGCACAGUAGCCUAUACAUCAUUGCUACCUCAUAUCAACAAGAAAAAAGUAAAUAUAUAUAUACACAUUGAAUGUGAACCUAAGCAAGUUCUACAUCUAGAGAAACUUCUACAUUGUGUCGAAGAGAAGCAAUGGAUGUUAAGAUUGGUCCUCUACCAUGAGUUCAGGCAGCCGAAGCCUGGAGGAAGCAGCCUGGACGGGGCUCUGAAACAACUACGAUGUUCAAUGUUCAGGUUUCAAGGACAAAUGAGCCUGACGUUGUUGGAGACACUGCCCAGUGCACUACAAGACCUCCGUUUAUCAGUGGCUAACAGUGAUCAGUAUUUGGCUCUUUCCCUUUAUAUGUCAGCAGUGAAGAGUCGGCUUCCACUUUUGGCCACUUUUAGAUUACAUAUUCCUGCACAUGUAGUGGACACGGAGUUACUUCAGCCACUACCGGAGGGUCUGAAGUUGGAGUUGAUAAUUAGCAAGGUCGAUAGCGACACGGUAGAAUGGGCGUGUCGAGCUGCUUCUGCGCUUCAACCAAAGGAGAGCCGAUAUUGUUUCCUGUCCCUACUUGGUGUUGGCAAUAGCACACUGGUGUGCCACCGCCUGCUGGAGGCCCUCGUCCGUGACGGCGUGCAGAUGGCCAAGGAUGCGCUUCUUGUGGUUUCCCCAAAAUUGGCCAUGAAAGACGCGAGUCAGAUGAAGAAGAGCUUCAUGGCUCGGCUCGGCUGUCGGUUCCGAUCUUGGAGAGAGGACGCCAUCUGGACUUACUCCUAGCGCCGCUCCAGUUUACCCUCUGAACUCGUGCUUCUUUUCUACCUGACACAUUUCUUCUGAGAAAAGAGGAACACUUUCAUAUUUUCAAAUUUCAAUUGAGUAACAAUAAUAGAGAUCCUUUGUCAAAAGUUUAAAGAAUGAAAGAAGUUCUUGAGUGGAAUCUUUAAAGUUUUUUGUGCAUUUAUCAGCCAUUUACAAACUAGUUUGUCUGAGACCUAAAGAGGACAGACCUUGAUAUAGAAAUAUAUAUGUACAGGUUAUAGGUUCUUUAUAAAUCAAUACUGCACAUGGUACAUUCUCUUGUAUGACAUUUUAUUGAUACCACAAGAUAUCUUAAAUGUUUUUUUAACCCAGUGCCGACGGGCAUGACGUGUACGUGUAUGCAAUGUCCACUGUGGGUUUACUUGUUUAAUUGUUUUUACACAUAGAUGGCUACACUUGUACUAAGUCACC